Messenger RNA from Anolis sagrei ordinatus, 520 nucleotides. It is a transcript of the gene NDUFS6, whose product is annotated as NADH:ubiquinone oxidoreductase subunit S6. The record is from RefSeq and is a predicted model, not a curated record. NCBI's taxonomy places the organism in Eukaryota, Metazoa, Chordata, Lepidosauria, Squamata, Anolidae. Gene Ontology annotation, biological process: mitochondrial electron transport, NADH to ubiquinone.
GCAGUUCGCGCGUGCGCACUGGCCUGUGUUGUGUUGCUGAGGGAAGCCGACUAAAAAAAGAUGGCGGCGGCCACUCUGUCCUUGCGAGGGGUGCUGCGAGCGGGUUUCUCGGCGACGAAGAGGGCCGGCCUUGCGUCUAGGAGGAGCUACGCUUCGGCCGCUUCCCCGACCGGCGAGAAAGUGACGCACACGGGGCAGGUUUAUGAAGAAUAUGAUUACAGACGGGUUCGGUUUGUUGGACGACAGAAAGAGGUCAAUGAGAGUUUUGCAAUUGAUUUAAUUGCUGAGCAGCCUGUGAGUGAAGUUGAAACCAGAGUUGUAUCCUGUGAUGGUGGAGGAGGAGCUCUGGGACAUCCUAAAGUUUAUAUAAAUUUGGAUAAAGACACGAAGACAGGAACAUGUGGCUACUGUGGACUUCAGUUUAAGCAGAAGCACCAUCACUGAAACACUUUUUCUCACUGCCUCCUUCAGAACUGUUAGCUUUCUAUCUUAUAAAAUUAAAUAUGUAUUUUAAAGGGCA